GACGGCCCCCCUCUCUCGGCCCGGCCAUCUUGUGGGAAGAGCUGAAGCAGGCGCUCCUGGCUCGGCGCGGCCCGCUGCAAUCCGUGGAGGAACGCGCCGCCGAGCCACCAUCAUGCCUGGGCACCUACAGGAAGGCUUCGGCUGCGUGGUCACCAACCGAUUCGACCAGUUAUUUGACGACGAAUCGGACCCUUUCGAGGUGCUGAAGGCAGCAGAGAACAAGAAAAAAGAAGCCGGCGGGGGCGGCGUUGGGGGCCCGGGGGCCAAGAGCGCAGCUCAGGCCGCGGCCCAGACCAACUCCAACGCGGCAGGCAAACAGCUGCGUAAAGAGUCCCAGAAAGACCGCAAAAACCCGCUGCCUCCCAAUGUUGGCGUGGCUGACAAGAAAGAGGAGACGCAGCCGCCCGUGGCGCUCAAGAAAGAAGGAAUAAGACGUGUAGGAAGACGACCUGAUCAACAACUUCAGGGUGAAGGGAAAAUAAUUGAUAGAAGACCAGAAAGGCGACCACCUCGUGAACGAAGAUUUGAAAAGCCACUUGAAGAAAAGGGUGAAGGAGGCGAGUUUUCAGUUGAUCGGCCUAUAAUUGAUCGACCUAUUCGAGGCCGUGGUGGUCUUGGAAGAGGUCGAGGAGGCCGUGGACGUGGAAUGGGCCGAGGAGACGGAUUUGAUUCUCGUGGCAAACGUGAAUUUGAUAGGCAUAGUGGAAGUGAUAGAUCUUCUUUUUCCCAUUACAGUGGUCUGAAACAUGAGGACAAACGCGGAGGGAGCGGAUCUCACAACUGGGGAACUGUCAAAGAUGAACUCACAGAGUCCCCCAAAUACAUUCAGAAACAAAUAUCUUAUAAUUGCAGUGAUUUGGAUCAAUCAAAUGUGACUGAGGAAACACCUGAAGGGGAAGAACACCCAGUGGCAGACACUGAAAAUAAGGAAAACGAAGUGGAAGAGGUAAAGGAAGAGGGUCCAAAAGAAAUGACUUUGGAUGAGUGGAAGGCAAUUCAGAAUAAAGACCGGGCAAAAGUGGAAUUUAAUAUCCGAAAACCAAACGAAGGUGCAGAUGGGCAAUGGAAAAAAGGAUUUGUUCUUCAUAAAUCAAAGAGUGAAGAGGCUCAUGCUGAAGAUUCGGUUAUGGACCAUCAUUUCCGGAAGCCAGCAAAUGAUAUAACAUCUCAGCUGGAGAUCAACUUUGGAGACCUAGGCCGCCCAGGACGUGGUGGCAGGGGAGGGCGAGGUGGACGUGGGCGUGGUGGACGUCCAAAUCGUGGCAGCAGGACUGACAAGUCAAAUGCUUCUGCUCCUGAUGUGGAUGACCCAGAGGCAUUUCCAGCUCUGGCUUAACUGGAUGCCGUGACAACCCUGGUUCCUCUGUGGACCCUCCUGUUCAAAGCUUUUGCAUGCUUAAGGAUCCCAAACGACUAAGAAAUUUAAAACACAAACAAAAAAGACUGUCAUUCAUACCAUUCACACCUAAAGACUGAAUUUUAUCUGUUUUGAAAAUGAACUUCUCUCGCUACACAGAAGUAACAAAUAUGGUAGUCAGUUUUGUAUUUAGAAAUGUAUUGGUAGCAGGGAUGUUUUCAUAAUUUUCAGAGAUUAUGCAUUCUUCAUGAAUACUUUUGUAUUGCUGCUUGCAAAUAUGCAUUUCCAAACUUGAAAUAUAGGUGUGAACAGUGUGUACCAGUUUAAAGCUUUCACUUCAUUUGUGUUUUUUAAUUAAGGAUUUAGAUGUUCCCUCAAUUACAAACUGGUUUUAAAUAUUGGACAUAAUAUUGGUUUUAAUACCUGCUUUGCGUUUUCACACAUGGUCAACUGGGACAUGUAAACUUUGGUUUGUCAAAUUUUAUGCUGUGUGGAAUACUAACUACUUUAUGUAUUUUAACUUAGUUUUAAUAUUCUCAUUUUUGGGGGAAAAUCUUUUUUCACGUCUCAUGAUAGCUGUUAUAUAUGCUGUAUCUUUAUAUACAGAAAUACCAGUACUUGAACAAAUUCAAAGCACAUUGGUUUAUUUAACCCUUGCUCUUGCAUGGUUCAUUAGGUUCAAAUUAUACCUAAUUCACAAUUUAAACUAUAAUUACUUAUAAAAAAACAUGUGACUUUCCCGUUUCAAAAACCAAACUAGACACUCUGUGAUAGUUGUUUUAAGAUACUUCUUAUUGCUAGAAACAUCCUGUCAAGUGAAGUAGUUCUAUGGGUGUGGGCUCUUCCUUCCUUCCCCUUACCAGGGUAAGUGGAAUAAGUUGAGUUGGCUGAUAUUUAAAUUGUCCUAUAAGUGUCUGGCCACUUGGUAUGAUUUGUGUGUGCGUGAAAGUUCCCAAAUCAAAAUAAUCCAUAAUCAACAACCCUUCAGCCUUUCCUUGUUAUGAAGAAACCAAAGGGUACUGGUUAUUUUAGUCAGAUGGGCGAGUAUUUAAAUUUUUGGAAUCUGGAAAGCAGACAGUUUUACUUUGUAAGGUUGGAGCAGCAGCACCAUCCCUGAAGUGUAACCCAGAAAUCUUAGUGUUUCUCAAUUUCCUAAAUUGCUAUUAAUUGGUCUUCAGUUGAUGGAUGAAUGUUCCACAAAAGUGGUGGUUUUCCCUCUUCCAUUAGGAAGUUAGGUAAGUAAUUUUUCCUAGAAAGGGAGUAUCACUAAAUUGUGGCUAGAAUAAAGAACAAGUUUUUAGGGUUUUCAAAAUAUUCUGCCACAUUUAAGGUAUUGAGUGCUGGCACAAAAAUUUCAAUGCUUUUUCUACUUCUCUAUGAUAGUAUGGAGAUUCAAUCUAAAACAUCUGCCAUUCAGCUGAUUGAUUGGUUCUGUUCUCACAUAGUCUAAAACUGGUACCAGACAAUAGUUGUUGAUUGGUAUUUGAGUCUACUUGUUUACCUAGUAGUUUGGCAUCUUAGGAAGGAGGUACUUGUUUUUUAACGAUGGAUACGUUUGUGCUGGUGUUUUGGAUCUUACGAUGUUGAACACGUUCUGCACUGGUGCUAAUGCCUAACAUAGUUUUAUAUUUCAUGCCUGCUACCCAGAGGCAAGUAUUGACCCCUCUUGAAAUUGCAACAGAAGACACUUCUGGAUCAGUGUGUUUAGACUUCAGGUAUCUAAACCAUUUCCAAACCUGUGACAUGUUUAUAAACCAUAAAUCAACAACACUUUGAGAUAACUGCUACUGAAGACUCCUCUGUCAGGAAUUGUCACUAAGGAAUACAUAGCAAUAUCUGAUAUGUUGCAAGCUUUCAAGCUAUCCUAAGCUUGGUAAAAGUUGGUCCAUUAGUUGUGUCUGAUGGAUGUAAGUUUGCCUCUUAGUUAACUUUGUCAAGAGCUAAAACUGUGAACCUAACUUUCUCUUAUUGGUGGGUAAAAAUGAAAUAAAGAUUUAUUUUCAUGCUCACUUAAAAGCA
Messenger RNA from Ochotona curzoniae (black-lipped pika), 3376 nucleotides. RefSeq names its product SERPINE1 mRNA binding protein 1 (gene SERBP1). Gene Ontology annotation, molecular function: mRNA 3'-UTR binding. Lineage: Eukaryota; Metazoa; Chordata; Mammalia; Lagomorpha; Ochotonidae. The transcript has 8 exons. Gene Ontology annotation, cellular component: nucleus; cytoplasm. The record is from RefSeq and is a predicted model, not a curated record. The coding region runs from base 113 to 1336 and encodes 407 amino acids.